Molecule: messenger RNA, 1453 nt
Organism: Odocoileus virginianus texanus
Lineage: Eukaryota; Metazoa; Chordata; Mammalia; Artiodactyla; Cervidae
Product: EP300-interacting inhibitor of differentiation 1-like
Biological process (GO): negative regulation of DNA-templated transcription
Cellular component (GO): nucleoplasm
Molecular function (GO): transcription corepressor activity
Source: RefSeq, a predicted model, not a curated record
AUGUCUGAAAUGAACAAACUGUCCGAGCUCUAUGAGGAGAGCAACGACCUGCAGAUGGAUGUGAUGCCUGGCGAGAGCAACCUUCUGCAUAUGGAGGCAGGCGGCGGAAGCCGGAAGCUAUCCCCGAACCCCUCCCACGCCGGGGCCCCGCUGGAGGAAGGCCCAAUGCAGGAGGAGGCGGCCCAGCCAAUGGGGGAGCCACAGAGGCCCCGAGGCCUAGCUUGCCGGCCUAGCCCUGGGGAGCAGCCAGGCGAAAUCGCAGGCACCGAUUUCGAGAGCGAUGACUAUCAGGAAGAGAAGCCUCUCAGUGUUGCAGGCUACAGAGUAUCGGCGGCCCUUGAAGAAGCCAACAAGAUGUUUCUGAGAACCUCCACAGCCAGAGAAGCAGCUCUGGAUGGCGGGUUUCAGAUGCAUAAUGAGAAGACCCCAUUUGAUCAAUUGGUUUUUAUCAAAGAGCUUCUUUCACCUACGGUUGUCAAUCGUCUGACCAAAGAAUUCGGCUGUAGUGAGAUUAUUGAUUGAGAGAGAAUAGUUAAAUGCUGUCAAGAGAGGAGGACACUGUUUGAGGAGAGACUCAGCGUUUCACUGUCUUUUGGGUUCAUUCCAAGUAGUUCCGUGACAAUGAAAAACUUGAUUUUUUUUUUUUUUUUUUUUUUGCAGAGUAGAAUAAGGUAGUGACUGCAUAGUUAAGAAAAAGGAAGAAAAUUGUUAAAGUAUCUUAGUACUGUUGAGUCCUGUUUUGAAGAAUGUCCUGAGACACUUAUGGCUUUGACGUUGUUGUUUAUUCAGAUUAAUUCCUUUGCAUUGGGUAAAAUAUCUUUUAUGUUUCACUGUAAGGAAUGGCUUUGCAAGAAUAAGUUAUGACCAAGACAGACUUCCAGUACAAGAGUCCACUGAUAUUAAUUAUAUGAGAAAAAGUAACUGAUUUAUCCACCUUAGGACAUGAGAUGUCUUUGAGUUAUUUGGACUGAAAGAAUAUUGAGAAAACUUUAAAGAUUCAACUUUGUGAUCUAUCCAAGCUGUGGUUAUCAAAGGGUAAAUUUUUAGUGUAAAAUAAAUCUUCUACUGAGUAUUCUUCAGUAUCCCAAAGGAUAAUAAAGUCCCAAAAGAAGUGUGUGUCAUGUGUGCUUUAUCUUAAAAUGUUUCCAAGAACAACUGAGAUUUUGUUUGUACAUGUAUCUUGAUCAUUUUUAAAGUUACUGUAAUCUUUAAUUCAAGAAAAAUCAUUGCCUUGAACAUUUUUAUAAGUCAAAACUUAAGAUGCCAUUAAUAAGGUUUCAAAUUUAGACAGUAAAAUGUACAUGAAAGUACAAAGAACACAAACUAUUUCAAACAUCAGUAUAUACUAGAGAAUUUUCUGUUUCACUUGCUCUUUUUUUUUUCAUUUAACUUUACAGGCAAAAGACUCUGGUUGAACUUCAUAAUGUAAAAACUGUUAAGUGAAAAUUUUCCA